Exophiala oligosperma is the source of this 2697-nucleotide messenger RNA. RefSeq lists its product as uncharacterized. Gene Ontology annotation, biological process: anatomical structure morphogenesis; negative regulation of transcription by RNA polymerase II; cell differentiation. The transcript has 3 exons. Bases 1 to 2697 code for a protein of 898 amino acids. Gene Ontology annotation, molecular function: RNA polymerase II cis-regulatory region sequence-specific DNA binding; DNA-binding transcription factor activity, RNA polymerase II-specific. NCBI's taxonomy places the organism in Eukaryota, Fungi, Ascomycota, Eurotiomycetes, Chaetothyriales, Herpotrichiellaceae. The record is from RefSeq and is a predicted model, not a curated record.
AUGACUUCCAUUACCACCGGACCUCCUCCUGCCCCAGCGUGGUAUCGCCGUCUACCGAAGCCGCCGAAUGAGCAUAACCCUUCAUUGCACCGCGCCUCGUUGCUAUCGCAACACCAUAUCUUUCGCGAUCGGCCUGCUAAUUAUGAUGCAGGAGAAGAUUGUUCUCGAAGGACUCCAUCAUCAGUUGCAGAGAGACUUCCUCCCAUAGAUGGAACCGAUGUGGUAGAUCGCAGACCCAAAUCAAAUGCCAGUUCUAGAUCUGCUUCGCCCUCCAAACGUGCUGGCUCUUUGGAUAUGGCAGAUGACAAACCUCAAUCCGAGGCAACAGCCAACGGACCUAAUACCAGAGAACAUUUAUGCUUGUGUCCAUCGGAGCCAAAGAUCCCAAGACCACGGAACUCGUUCAUGUUGUUCCGCCAGCAUCGACAGUCCAGCAUUAUGGCACAAAAUCCAGGACUGCCUAUUCCGGACGUGUCAAAGAUUAUUGGUGAACAAUGGAGAGGUCUGUCGUCGGAGGCUAAAGAGGAAUGGAAUAUGCUUGCGGAAGAAGAGAAAGCCCGUCAUCAGCAACAGUAUCCCGGCUAUCGUUAUCAACCUCGUCGGAACGGCAAAGUCAGCAAUCAACCCUCGAUAUCUGGUCCUUCUGCCGCUGAGCCACAAGAUCCUUGCAGCAAGUGCGGUGGUAAACCAAUGAGUUACUACAACAAUUUGAGUCCUUUAUAUACUCCACCAACUUCUACCGAGCAGCAAGCCAUGGCGAUACAGGUUCCGGCGAAGCGCAGCUACGUCGUUAGCAACCCACCUCCUCAACGAAUGCCACCAGCAUCCCCUCAGCAUAUCGGCCAACAGAAAGCAUUUGUCGAAGCCUAUCCCUACCAGCGAGUCGACCCUCGAUUGGUCUAUGCGGUGCCAACGGCUCAGCCACUCCCAACUCCCCCAUCUUCAGACACACAGGAUGCAAAGAGAAGGCGCUUCAACAGCAAUGGUGUUUAUAUUCCCGCUCGAGAAUCAUAUCACGAAGCACAGUAUGGUUAUGCUCAAUCACCGGUCCACCACAGCGCAUACAGCCGUCCUGAGGUUGUGCAGGUGCACCCAUCACAGGUACCUCUUCAGCAUGUCCAACAAGUAGCGAAACCUACCAUCGUCUCUCCUCCACGAGCAGUAUAUCCUCGCCCUCCGCAGCUUCAGCCUGUUCGACCGCCUCAUCCACAUCAACGAACAAGAUCGAGUAUUGCUUUGCCACCAAUUGAAACGAUGGUAUCUCAGACGCCGAUAAAAUCACCAUCCGUCCACUCUCAAGGUUCCGGAGUUGAAGCAAUGAUCAUGUCCAUUCCAGUCCUCAACAAAAUCAAGGUUCUUUCUCAGAUAUCUGCUCCUUUGCCUCCUCCGGGUCCACUCUCUCCGAAGCCCGAAGUCCGUGGUGCCAUCAUAGCGAUUGAAGGCAUGGAUCCCGCGACUGUCAAUAGCAUGAUGAAUUCGCUAGCGGAACAACUUGAAAAAGAAGGGAAAUUUGCCGUCAGAAUAUUUGGGGGACCAGUACCAGCACCAUUCCGCACCGAGCGAGACGCGUCCGAUGCGCCAACCCGAACAAUGACCACUGAAAUGUACUUGAGCAUGCUCAGCGAGUGGCACCAAAUCAGCAAGGAAAUGGUUGAGUAUAUCAGUACAAGACCAGGAGAGAUUGAACUAGGUCGUCAUCCUAGACCCAGUUUGUCUUUCUCGUCUCAUGACACCUCGCAAACGAACCCUCGUCAUCUUAUGGAGAAGAGAGAGGAACAUGAGACACCGGAAAAUGGCGUUCAUAGCCUGGAUGGCAAGGCCAACACCGCUCCCAACUCGGUCGUCUUCAGCCCCAAGACCAUGGACAAAGCAGCUGACCUUUCGAUACGAUCUCCCUCAUGCAAAGGUCGCAGCCAAAGCAUACCGGGCACAGGCGGGUCCAGUAUUGGACCAUCGCCAAUCAAAUUUCCACGACCACCAAUCUCAACCCGUAUUCCUCCAGCUCCUGCAACCCCGCCACCUACUACGAAGCCAUCCUCCAGAAUCCCACCACCGCCACCAUCACGGACUCACCAACCAACGUCUGUCGUGUCUGACCCAGACCGAGUACCAUUCCCACGUCUCGGCGGCGGCAGCAGCAACGCAAUCCCCAUCGCCCUCGUGCCACACUUCCAACUGACCACCGUUGAUGCCUCGUCGAUCACCAUGCCCAUCAGCGAUGGCUUCUCACCACCGGGGCACUGGCAGUGGUUUGCCACUCUCUGGCGCGGAAGUAUCGGCCCAGACAUCACGGUUGUGGUCAAGGGUGUCGACGAUGAAAUCGAUGCGGUUGAACCAACAAGCAGGACAUCUGUUGGUGGCGGUGUCGCCAAUACUCCCAUGGCCGCGCGCGAGAGAAAUUCGUCAAGCUCGGCGGCAGGACACUCUGGCGUGGAGAUCAGAUUGAACGACUGUCGUGCCGUUAUCGUCAAGACCGCCAUCAUUGGCAUGUCGACUAGAACAAGGAGCGCAUCUUUGGCUACUGUGGGAGAGGAGAAUGGUGCCGCCGGUGGAUCAGUGGUGACUCAAGGAGAGAAUCACACGUCGGGUUCGAUGUCGGGUCCAGCCAGCGCGGCACAUCAGGCCAAGGAGCUGGAGAAUUGGGAAAAAGCGAAGCGUAGAGUCGGAUUUGAGGUUGAAGAGUUUUUGCGACGAUAG